GGUCUCUGUAGUCCCUGUGUCGGUGUCUAACUCGCUCCGUCUAGCCCCCUCCUCUGGUCCCCCACCCUCCACUGGCUGGCCAGCUCACUGUCCCCAGCCCCCAUUCCACGUGGACCAGCCAGGGCGGGGUAGGAGGGAGGACAGGAAGGGGGGGAGCCAGAUCUGGAAGAAGUGGGGAAGGAGGCCGCCGGCGGCUCCCUCGCUCGUCCUCACUGCCCGCCGUCCCCGCUCCAGGCACCAUGUUCCCCGCGGGCCCGCGCAGCCACACCCUCCGACUCCCGCUCCUGCAGUUGCUGCUGCUGCUUCUGCAGGCUGUGGGGAGGGGACUGGGCCGCGCCAACCCGGCUGGGGGCCCCCUGGAAGAUGUGGUCAUCGAGAGGUACCACAUCCCCAGGGCCUGUCCCCGGGAGGUGCAGAUGGGGGACUUUGUGCGCUACCAUUACAACGGCACUUUUGAGGACGGCAAGAAGUUUGACUCCAGCUAUGACCGAAACACCCUGGUGGCCAUUGUGGUGGGCGUGGGGCGCCUCAUCACUGGCAUGGACCGUGGCCUCAUGGGCAUGUGUGUCAACGAACGACGGCGUCUCAUUGUGCCCCCCCACCUGGGCUACGGCAGCAUCGGCGUGGCCGGGCUCAUUCCCCCGGAUGCCACCCUUUACUUCGACGUGGUCCUGCUGGAUGUGUGGAACAAGGCGGACACUGUGCAGGUGAGCACUUUGCUGCGCCCGCCCCACUGCCCCCGCAUGGUCCAGGACAGUGACUUCGUCCGCUACCACUACAAUGGCACACUGCUGGAUGGCACGGCCUUUGACUCCAGCUAUAGCAGGGGCGGUACUUACGACACCUAUGUGGGCUCCGGCUGGCUCAUCAAGGGCAUGGACCAGGGGCUGCUCAGCAUGUGUCCUGGAGAGAGAAGGAAGAUCAUCAUCCCUCCGUUCCUGGCCUAUGGAGAGAAAGGCUACGGGACUGUGAUACCUCCUCAGGCCUCCCUGGUCUUCCACGUCCUGCUGAUCGACCUCCACAACCCGAAGGAUACAGUCCAGCUGGAGACACUGGAGAUGCCCGCUGGCUGUGUCCGGAGAGCUGUGGCUGGGGACUUCAUGCGCUAUCACUACAACGGCUCGCUGAUGGAUGGCACCCUUUUUGACUCCAGCUACUCCCGCAACCACACCUACAAUACCUAUAUCGGGCAGGGUUACAUAAUCUCCGGGAUGGACCAGGGGCUUCAGGGUGCCUGCAUGGGGGAGCGCCGGAGGAUCACCAUCCCCCCACACCUUGCCUAUGGGGAGAAUGGAACAGGAGACAAGAUCCCUGGCUCUGCUGUUCUGAUCUUCGAUGUCCACAUCAUUGACUUCCACAACCCUGCGGACCCAGUAGAAAUCAAGACACUCUUCCGGCCCCCAGAGGCCUGCAACGAGACGUCCAAGCUUGGAGACUUCGUUCAAUACCACUAUAACUGUUCUCUGGUGGACGGCACCAAGCUCUUCUCCUCCCAUGACUAUGGGAGCCCCCAGCAGGCGACACUGGGAGCCAACAAGGUGAUCACUGGCCUGGACACGGGCCUGCAGGGCAUGUGCGUGGGCGAGAGACGGCAGCUGGUGGUGCCCCCACACCUGGCACAUGGAGAGAGCGGAGCCCGCGGGGUCCCUGGCAGCGCUGUGCUGCUGUUUGAGGUAGAGCUGGUGUCUCGGGAAGAGGGGGUACCUGAAGGGUACCUGUUUAUAUGGCAUGAGGACCCACCGGGCAACCUCUUUGAAAACAUGGACCUCAACAAGGAUGGAGAAGUGCCCCCUGAGGAGUUUGCCACCUUCAUUAAGGCUCAAGUGGCUGAGGGCAAAGGACGCCUCAUGCCUGGGCAGGACCCCGAGAAAACCAUAAGGGACAUGUUCCAGAACCAAGACCGCAACCAGGACGGCAAGGUCACCCCCGAGGAGCUCAAGCUCAAGUCGGACGAAGACCAGGAGCGGGUCCAUGAGGAACUCUGA
Molecule: messenger RNA, 1985 nt
Organism: Elephantulus edwardii (Cape elephant shrew)
Lineage: Eukaryota; Metazoa; Chordata; Mammalia; Macroscelidea; Macroscelididae
Gene: FKBP10
Product: FK506 binding protein 10, 65 kDa
Exons: 10
Coding region: 240-1985 (581 amino acids)
Molecular function (GO): peptidyl-prolyl cis-trans isomerase activity; calcium ion binding
Source: RefSeq, a predicted model, not a curated record